Molecule: messenger RNA, 927 nt
Organism: Paracoccidioides brasiliensis Pb18
Exons: 2
Coding region: 1-927 (308 amino acids)
Biological process (GO): lipid storage; phospholipid biosynthetic process; lipid droplet organization
Cellular component (GO): endoplasmic reticulum membrane
Source: RefSeq, a predicted model, not a curated record
AUGGCAUCAACGAAUGCAGUGCAUCUGAACGGGUCCUCAAACCAGUCAUCAACGUCCAAUCUUAAAUCCUCGCGACCGUUAUUCUCACAGCCCCUGUCGCUCACUCUUUAUCCGUUGACCCUUCUACUGGGCUCUUUGUAUUCGUUGAUAUCCCCAACCGCAAAGCCUUCUGCCAACCUGUCCUCGUUAUCGACUCAUGCACCAGACGCAGACAUAGACCCGGUGAAUUAUUUUGCGCAAAAAAAAAAUAUAUUCAAUGUAUACUUCGUCAAGAUUGGAUGGGUUUGGACUACAUUAGCCUUCAUAGGUCUGCUCUUGACGCAGCCAUCCUUUACCAGCAGGUGUUUGUCUCCAAACACUCGACUACGAAGAGUGGGACAGGCCAUUUUCCGCUAUGCUCUUGUGACGACUUCCUGGUGGUUGACAACGCAAUGGUUUUUUGGUCCUGGUAUUAUUGACCGCAGUUUUAUUGCUACGGGAGGUAGAUGUGAAGCGCCUAUUCCCUCAUCCGCCGACCCAAUAUCUGAAUUGGCCGUGGUAUUGACGGCCACGGCAUGCAAGGCAUCCGGUGGGGCUUGGACUGGCGGCCAUGAUGUCAGCGGGCAUGUUUUCAUGCUUGUUCUUGCGAGCGCUUUCUUGCUUAUUGAGCUGCAAGGCAGGUCAUCCGCAGGGGAAGUGGAUGGCAGUAAGGACAAGUAUCAAGGGACCGUCGAAGAGUUUCCAUACGCAGAAAGAUGGGGGCGAUAUUUCGUGCUAGCUGUUGCUAGUCUCAGCUGGUGGAUGCUGCUUAUGACAGCGAUGUGGUUUCACACAUGGCUUGAAAAGGUAACUGGCUUGGUAAUUGCACUCGGUGUAGUAUACACUAUAUACUUCCUCCCCGGAACACUAGAGCCAUGGAGAAGCAUUGUUGGAAUACCCGGUCGAUAA